AUGGAUUCGGCAAUAGAAACUCUUCGAGUUGAAUUCGAAAAAGCUUGUGCAGAACUAAGUUUUAUUGAAGCCAAGGUUGAAUCUGAAUUUACCCGAAAAUUUGAACUCGAACGCCAUGCUCCCUUAAAUCCAUACAAAGCUUUAACGCGGCUAAAGAAAUUAAAGCAAACUUUGCAAGCACUAAAAGCUGAGAAUGACCAAAUUAUGACUGCAAAACAGGAAUUUAUUCGAGAUACUGACGCGCAGCUUGCCGCCAAUAAUGAGUUAUUACUGAGACUGCAAAUGCAAGCCGGAAUUCAACCAGAUCUCGAAGUACAAAAUAGGUUGGAAUAUUAUAAUUCUAUUUCAGAAGCUUGGCGAGAAGAUAUGAUAAAUUAUCAAGGUACUAAAUAUUAA
This is a messenger RNA of Ambispora gerdemannii, 396 nucleotides long. The record is from the annotation of a GenBank genome assembly. NCBI's taxonomy places the organism in Eukaryota, Fungi, Glomeromycota, Glomeromycetes, Archaeosporales, Ambisporaceae.